This is a messenger RNA of Cetraspora pellucida, 552 nucleotides long. The record is from the annotation of a GenBank genome assembly. NCBI's taxonomy places the organism in Eukaryota, Fungi, Glomeromycota, Glomeromycetes, Diversisporales, Gigasporaceae.
AUGGGGCUUUUCAAAACUGCGGCAUUAGAAGGACUAUAUGUAAUUGAAGAUUUUAUUACAGAAACUGAAGAACAAGAACUAAUACAAGCCAUUGAUUCAAGAAGCUGGUGUGGCAACGGGCCAUUACCAACCUUUACCGAUUUCAUCGUCAAACGAUUUAAACAACAAAAAAUAAUUGAUUUCGAAGAUGAACCGAAUAUGUGUAUCAUUAAUGAAUAUGAAGCCGGACAAGGAAUAAUGCCACAUACUGAUGCUGCGACUAUAUUUGGGCCGAUAAUUUUGAGCCUUUCAUUAUUAUCUUCGUGUUUGAUGAAGUUUACACAUUCUAAUAAUUCUGAAACACAAUUUUUAACAGUACUACCGCCAAGAUCUUUGCUAAUCAUGACAAAAUCUUCAAGAUAUGAUUACAAACAUUCCAUAUCAAAAGACAUUACAGAAUGGUUUGACGGAGGUGAAAAUGGAGAGAAGCAGGAAAUUAUUCGAAGCCGAAGAGUUAGUUUAACAUUUAGAACUGUGCGUAGUUCUGGAAUGGAUGUGGACAUAAGUAGUUGA